Molecule: messenger RNA, 1857 nt
Organism: Stereum hirsutum FP-91666 SS1
Lineage: Eukaryota; Fungi; Basidiomycota; Agaricomycetes; Russulales; Stereaceae
Exons: 7
Coding region: 1-1857 (618 amino acids)
Source: RefSeq, a predicted model, not a curated record
AUGCCAAAGCGACGCCACCACUCGGACUUAGACGCCGAAUACGACACAGGCUCUGAGGAAUCUCCAUCACGACUGCAUUCUGCACGCCGUCCGCGGUUGAACCUCGCGCAGGAUGGCGAGUCUCUCCAGCCAUCACAAGACAGCUCUGACGCCACACCUCCCUCAGGCUCUGCCAGUGCGGCUACUAUUCACCUACUCUCUAGGGACUUAUGCCCUGCUUGGGACUCCUUAACUUCUGCUGACCAAGAAAUUAUCUUUCGAGACUGGGAACGGAUUCUAUCAACUAUUUUGGUCACUGCAUGUUCGACUGUUGCGAUGCUGGUGGGGCUCGGCCUUUGCAAUCGACCCUCCGAUUCAGAGGAAAUACUCGCAGACCAUCCUGACAUAUGGCGCUUGGCCGACAACCUGAGGAGUGCGGAUAGAGAGAAUCCUCGUCCAUAUUAUGAAUUAAUGAGUCACACUGCAUUUUCCACUGUACGAGUCGCUAAGGUAAAGCCCGAGGGUGUACAACCAGUGCCUCUCCCGUCGAACGUCUACACAGAAAGGCCCUCUCCAUACAAAUCUAAAGUCCACGUAUCGACGACCGAGCUCCGACAGGGCAUUAAGGCGGCCCUUGAUCAAUUCGACGAACAGUUCAAAGCUUUUGCUGACGGCAAGAAACUGUCUGAUCGGUUCGGCACGCACAAAGGGGCCGAAUUCGUCAACUUACUUCUGCAAGAACUAGGUUUGGACCCAUCAAUUGUCGAAAGAGCGAAGGAUUUCUUCACCAUCGAGAAGAACGUUCUGUUCCCAAAUGUCUCUGGGGCUGGAAAGUCUCGCAUCGCCCUGGAAUGUCUUCUGCUUGCCUGGGGUUUCUAUAUCUCUUUCACAGAGGCUAGAGGCGCUCAGGUCGCCGCCGAAAGCGAACAUGGACGUGGCUCUACUGACUUGCAAUGGGCAAUGAACGAGAUGCCUCUGUUCAGCGAGUGGCACGCACAGCCCACUUCGAAGGAAGCAUUCGAUGCGAACAAGGUUGUUGCUGACCGAUGCUUCGCAAUGAUCCUCUUGGCUCGCUUGUCGGUCUUGCUCAGGUUCCUCCAAAGUGUUCCGUCGUGGUGGACCGAGAAGGAGUGUCGCCUGGAGUGGGUCAUUCUCCAGGCUGACCCACUACUCGCCGGCUGUAAUAGGCUCACGCAGGGAGUCGAUAUCUUCCGUCGCAUAGCGGAGUGUGGACGACACUGUGAUAUGGAGACACUAAGGGUGGAGAUAACCUACCUAUGGUCGGAAAUCGCGCAGACCAGAUGGUUUGCUCGCGGGCCAGGCGCCAUCGGCAAGGAACGUUUCAUUGUCUUUUGGGACGAGGCACAAGUAGGCCUGAGUGGAGAGCUUUCGAAUAAUUUCUGCUCCGAAACGAGUAUCAAGAUCAAACGCCCCCCGCUGUCCGUGUUGCUCAAAGCUUCAACAGAAUACGCAUUUCUGGACAGAUACAUGGUUUGUGGGACGGGACUCUCUCUGGGCGAGGCGACGAGGGUGCUCGAGUCCAGCGCUUUCAAGGACAGUCCGACGGUGACGCUCACUGGGGCAGGCAGCUUCGACGCGGACGGAGUCGAGGAGUACUUGACCAAGCAUCUGGACAGCCUACUAUCUUGCGGUAGCAACCCAAGCCACGCGUGGCUCCUCGAGCGAUGCAAGAGGUGGUUUCCGGGAAGACCUCGUACAACGGUCGCUCGCAUCACGGACGGCUUUACUCCGAAUGACGCAGGUGAUUUCCUGGCCUUGGAGCCCGAGCUCACUUUAGCGGAGGCGGCUUACCUGGACACAAAGUUGCCUAUAGUCAACUGGUCAAACUUCGAUGCGCUUCCUGACGGCUGCAGUUGA